UGUCCAACGACCUAAUCCAGAGCGUGAGGAUGUUCAUCCGAACCAGUCCGAGUCGAGCCAACGACCCAAAACCACUUCUUCCAGCAGCGACUGUCGAACCUCGGCCAACGCUCCGACCUGUCCGCCUUUAGAAACGACCUUUUCGGUGUCGGCUGUCGCUUCGGUCGGUCCAGCUCCUUGAACCGGACUCCUCAGACGUGACGUCGGGACAAUGGAAUCCACCGUCCUCCCGGACAGUGUCCGCCCUCAGAGGCUGCAGCCCGGGAUAGGAUUCGCUUCUGGACCGAGCGGGACGCUCCGCUCGUCUCUCCGGCCCGGGGUGACGGUCCCCGUCGCGCCGCUGCUGUCGUCGCCGGCCUCGCUGUGCGCUUCGUCCGGGCCUCCCCCUCCGCCGCCGCCGCUGCAGCUCCACAGCCUGUACGGCGGGGCGGGGGCCGGGCUGGGGCCGGGGGCGGCUCGCUGCAACCCGGCGGUGCUGAAGGAGGCGGUGGAGGCGGUGGUCCGCAGCUUCGCCAAGCACACGCAGGGCUACGGCAGAGUGAACGUGGUGGAAGCUCUGCAGGAGUUCUGGCAGAUGAAGCUGACCCGAGGGGCCGACCUGCGGAACGGAGCGCUGGUUGUUUACGAAAUGGUCCCGUCUAACAGCCCCCCAUAUGUCUGCUAUGUUAGCCUUCCAGGUGGCAGCUGUUUUGGAAGCUUCCAGUUUUGCCCGACCAAGGCAGAAGCUCGGCGCAGCGCGGCCAAGAUCGCUCUGAUGAACUCCGUUUUUAACGAACACCCCUCGCGCCGAAUUACAGACGACUUCAUAGAGAAGAGUGUGAGCGAGGCCCUGGCCUCAUUCAAUGGAAACCGAGAAGAAGCUGACAAUCCAAACACAGGCAUCGGAGCAUUUCGCUUCAUGCUCGAGUCCAACAAAGGGAAGUCCAUGCUGGAGUUCCAGGAGCUGAUGACUGUGUUCCAGCUGCUGCACUGGAAUGGAAGCCUCAAAGCCAUGAGAGAGCGGCAGUGUUCCCGGCAGGAGGUGCUCGCCCAUUACUCCCACCGGGCCCUGGACGACGACAUGCGCACUCAGAUGGCGGCUGACUGGGUGAACCGAGAGCAGAGCGUGGCGAGUACCAUCGCUCAGGAGCUGGCCUCGACGGAGCGAGAACUGGAGGACGCCCGACUGGCGGGCAGGGAGCUGCGCUUUUACAAAGAAAAGAAAGACAUCCUGGUAAUGGCUGUGGGUCAGCUGAGCGCAGCCAAUGCCGCCACUCUGCCGUCGCACUAAAGCCCGUCGCUCCGCAGGACUCCUGGUAACAGUGUGGAUCACUCUAUUAAAAACUAUAUCAGGCAACGGUAAACGCUUCUGUUCUGAACACAAACGCCACUCGGGCUGUUACCUCCUCGUGCCUAAUCAGUUAUUUCUAAACGCCUGUAAAAUAGUGCUGCCUGCCUCUGAUUUAUAUAUAUAUAUAUUUUAUAUAUUGUUUCGACUGAUACAAUGGACAUUUACAAAUUUUGUUAACUGUUGAUCAGUGAAUGUACAGGUCACAAGUUACUCAUAGUUCCAAUUUAGGUUUAAAUCAAAUCAGUCUGCUGUGAUUAAAAGGAUUUGGUUGUGAUGAUUUCAUGUUAAGAUGCUAAAAGCACUGGUUUAAAAAAAACAAAACAACAGGAUAAAUAUUGCUGAAACUUAACCAGAGUCUCACAUCAACGCAAAUAAAAUAACCUAAAAUGACUCUGGGGUUGCAGGGAGCGAGGGUACGUUUCAAUAAAAUGUCAGCUGACGACUCUGACCGGAGCUCAGGUGUUCUAAAAAAAAAAAAAAAGGUAAAUCAACAAUAUGUUGUCUUUGUUUAUUCUUGUUUGUGAAGGUUUUUAGAGUUUGCUGUGUGGUUUGUGAUUAUGACAUUAUCCGAAUGUAUUAUUAUUAUUAUUAUUGUUUUUAUUUUGUGAGGUAAAUGACCUACAAAGCAGCUCUUACACUAAAAAAAAAAAAAAAAAAAAAAAAAAAA
Nematolebias whitei (Rio pearlfish) is the source of this 1997-nucleotide messenger RNA. It is a transcript of the gene lix1l, whose product is annotated as limb and CNS expressed 1 like. Bases 212 to 1270 code for a protein of 352 amino acids. Gene Ontology annotation, biological process: autophagosome maturation. The transcript is spliced from 6 exons. Gene Ontology annotation, cellular component: cytoplasm. The record is from RefSeq and is a predicted model, not a curated record. NCBI's taxonomy places the organism in Eukaryota, Metazoa, Chordata, Actinopteri, Cyprinodontiformes, Rivulidae.